This is a messenger RNA of Lampris incognitus (smalleye Pacific opah), 374 nucleotides long. RefSeq names its product parvalbumin 7 (gene pvalb7). The transcript is spliced from 4 exons. The record is from RefSeq and is a predicted model, not a curated record. Bases 1 to 330 code for a protein of 109 amino acids. Gene Ontology annotation, molecular function: calcium ion binding. Lineage: Eukaryota; Metazoa; Chordata; Actinopteri; Lampriformes; Lampridae. Gene Ontology annotation, cellular component: cytoplasm; nucleus.
AUGGCCAUGAAGGAUCUGUUGAAAUCUGAAGAUAUCAAGAAAGCCCUGGACGCCUUUGUGGUGGCAGACUCCUUUGACCAUAAGAAAUUCUUUGAGAUGGUGGGGAUGAGGGCCAUGUCGGCUGAAAACGUCAAAAAGGUGUUUCAGGCUCUGGAUGUGGAUGCCAGUGGCUUCAUAGAGGAAGAAGAGCUCAAGUUUGUGCUGAAGGGUUUCUCUUCGGAGGGCAGAGACCUGACUGACACCGAGACCAAAGCUUUCCUUCAAGCCGCAGACAAGGACGGAGAUGGGAAGAUUGGCAUGGACGAGUUCGAGGCCCUGGUUCACGAGUAGAGGACACCCACAUGCCUCCCCCCCCUGUAUCAUUUUUUAAAAAG